UUCUCAUUUGUAAAGCGUUUUGAUCUUUCUACCAAUGCAAAAGUCAAAUCUGUUUACAAUCUUUCUUGUGUCCACAGCGUGAGGAUAUUUCUCGUAGAUAAAUAAAAUCAGUUGAUACAAACACGAGUAUAGAUAAUCUUAAAAUGUUGUGUUUUCGAUUUCCACCGGUACUGCAUAUCACUCAGCGAUUAGAUCAAUAUGUAACACAAACUAGAGCCAAAACGUUUCAGACUAAUUGGUCUCUUUUAAGGACACGCUGGCUAACCCAGAUUUCGGGAAACCGAAAUUUUGACCUACACCAAAAGUGGGCAUUGCCCUACCUAUAAAAGAAGUUUGGUUUCAGUGUUGUGUAUAUUUCUUUGGUUAAAGAGAAAACUCUCCUUGUCUUUUAAAGAAACUGAAGAUGGGUCCAAAAACUUUAACUUCGUUUUUCUCAAAACUGCACUUUUCGGGAAAGCCCCUUUGUGCUUAAAAGCGACCAGUUAUGCUUGUUCUUAUACUUUUAAACCUGUUAUUGAUUAACCUUUCAGCAGCAGGGAUUUGCCGGUCCAGGGGACAACUUUCCUUACGCAAUAAAAUGAUCACUUGCUAAUACGAUGUUUUCAUUUCCUUCCCCUCUCCCACGCCCCACCUUCCACGGAUCUCGGGAUGCCGACUGACUUGGAAUUCAACGUAAACUCAAUUAACAAAAACCAUAUCUGAAAAAUCAACGAUUUAAUUCGAACUCCGAAAUCAAACAAAAUUCUAACGAUAAACUUCAUUUUUCUCUCUAUUUACGUAAAUCAAUCAAAACACCUGUUGAAUGCAUAAUUUAUUUUAAUAACAUAACCAUUAAAAUGUGGUAAUCGGUAACGGACAAUAAUUCAAGCAACCCAUUCAUUUUAUCCCUUCAUUUUGGAAAAAAAAUCCUUAAAUAAUAAUAAAAACAUACGCUCACCUGUUCCUCAUGGACACAAAUGAAUCAAACAACUAACAUUGGCAACCUUCACGAUCUACGGAAUACUGCACAUGGUCAAAUAUCGUCACAAAUGCCUACUCUUCAAAAUUGUUGCUCCGCUCAAACUGACACAUUUGAUGCCAAUGGAGUACAGUAAACUUGCUGAUCCAAAGACAUGGAUAGAGGCAAGCAUUCAGGUGUUCUACUCUUUGGGACCGGCCUGGGGUGGCCUCAUCACCAUGGCCAGCUACAACAAGUUCAACAACAACUGCAUGAGAGACGCUGUUCUGCUGUCACUUCUGUGCGAGGGGACAAGUGUGUUUGCUGGCUUUGCCAUCUUCACCAUUCUCGGACACAUGUCGAAGACUUUAAGCGUCCCUAUCGAAACUUUCGCUAAGACUGGUCCCGGAGUAGCGUUUGUGGUCUAUCCUGAAGCCAUCUCCUACCUACCCCUCCCUCAGUUGUGGGCUGUGCUCUUCUUCGUCAUGCUCUUCACAUUGGGGCUGGAUUCACAGUUUGUGACAAUCGAGACUGUGCUGACCACCCUGUCUGAUAUGUGGCCCCGGCUCAUGAAGAGACAUGAGAAGCUCAUCAAGUUUGGUUACCUGAUUUUACUCUUUCUUUUCUCCCUGCCCUUCGCGUCUAGGGGAGGAGUUUACCUGUUCCAACUGGUGGACUGGUACUUCGCUGCGUUCACCACAGUUGUCAUUGGUAUUAUGGAGUGUAUUGUUAUUGCAUGGAUUUACGCGCCUAAGGAUCACUCUCACGCCAUCUAGUGAGUGGGAGCCCAAUGACCCAAGCCUAAAAGACCAGUACCGAAUGGACACCAAACACUUACGAGUCUGUAACACACGAUGUAUUUGCUGCAAAUAAAGUCUUUCUUUAUUACUUUUAAUAACAUGAUAUUACUAUGCCACAUUUUUUUAACAAUAAGUCGUUCAUAAUGUCUGAAAUAGAAGAUAUUCAUGUGCCCAUAUUAUGACAUACUCAAUAGAGGUGCUACCAAAGAUAACGACAGUCCACUCUUACCUGCCUAUGCAUGUACAUAUUUUUUAUCUGCUGUUAUCGACAGUUUUUUGUGGUGUUGGUAUUCUAGUGAUUAGGCUACCCGGACUCGUUAUCGGGAGGUUGCGGGUUCGGGGGUUCGAGCCUCAGGCCCAACGUUGUGUCCUUGGGAAAGACAUACUACACGAAUUUUCCCACUUCUCCCAGGUGUGAAUGGAUACCCAGUCAUAGACAGCGAAAGAUUUUGUGAGUGUGUUAGUGUUUUAGCGCCUGCAGAAUGGCAGCUUGCACUCUGUGCUUUCCAUGAAGUUGAAAUUGUUUCUGCUGUAAUAUAGAGUGUAAAGUGCUUAGAGCAUGCUGUUGAGCGUGAAUUUUCGCUAUUCAAAUGUUUUCUUUGAUAAGUAUUAUUAACUUUCUUCUGUUCUGGUAAGAAAUACCACUUAGUUGAAUAACCUUUCUAAAACCUAAAAGUCCUUUUCUUUUGUAUUAAAGGUGUAUAAGAAAGGAUUCUAUUAGAAUGCAACUAUAUAGUUUUCAGUUCAAAUUAAUGUUGUUAUAACAUUACGUGACUGUCUAUAGUGAUUCUUUCCAACUGUAAUUAGAUGUGUAAACUGAUAGUACACUGGCUACAAGUACUAACACUAUAUUUAUAUCUUAUAUGUGCAGUAGAAGCAACCUGCUUCCAAAAUGAUCUCAGUUGUGUUAAUGGAGGUGCUAACAGUUUUAAUCAAUUAAUUUUUAAAAUGAUUUUACCAUCCUUUCCUGACGCUUCUUGAUAGACGAUUUGAGAUUUACGUAAAUUCUCAAGUUGGGAUCUAAUAUCAAAUCAUUGCAUUUCUAAGAUAAUUUCUCACUGUUUCCUGAUUCGUGCUAGUUACCCCCAUUUAAUCAAGCAUACGAAACUGAUUUGUAAGAGUUUGGUAGACAAGGCAAAUGCAGAAGAGUUAAUAAUUAUUAUUUUGACACUGUUAAAUAAUCCUACUUUAAAAUUGAAUCCCAUUUUAUCGUUGCAAUUUUAGGCCUACAGUUUAGAUUAUGUGAGCUCAAAAAUUAUAUUAAUUGUCAAAAUUCAAUGGCUCUGCGCUGACAAAAGAACUUGUCAAAAAGGUAAGUCAGGGCACAGAUGAAGCUUUUAUUUGUAAAGGCUAUUUGACUAAUUUUUCCAUGUCUAAAUAUAAUUGUAAAGAUACAGUUCCGUUGCAGAACACGAGGGGCUGAUAACAUAUCGUAAGUUGACUUUAAAAAAAAAAAAAAAAAAAAAA
This is a messenger RNA of Aplysia californica (California sea hare), 3204 nucleotides long. Its product is annotated as sodium- and chloride-dependent glycine transporter 2. Gene Ontology annotation, cellular component: membrane. Gene Ontology annotation, biological process: sodium ion transmembrane transport. The record is from RefSeq and is a predicted model, not a curated record. NCBI's taxonomy places the organism in Eukaryota, Metazoa, Mollusca, Gastropoda, Aplysiida, Aplysiidae.